AUGGUUCGGGGCAUGCCGAGUCUUAGCAUCUCUCUCUCUCUCUCUCUCUCUCUCUCUCUCUCUCUCUCUCUCUCUCUCUCUCUCUCUCUCUCUCUUAAACGGCUCUUGUAUUCAUCUUUUCUUAUUUUUCUCCUUUUCCUUCCGCCAUCUAUCCUUCAGAUUUUCUCAUCUCAACGUCAACCUCAUCCCCGCAUCCGCUCCAAGCUCUCUCCUAAUCUCUUUCUCCCUCUCUUCCUAUCUCUCUCUCUCUCUUUCCCUCUCUCUCUCUUUCUCUCUCUCUCUCUCUCUUCCUUUCUCUUUCUCGCUUUCUCUCUCUCACUUUCUCUCUCUCUCUUUCUCUCUAUCUCUCUGUGGUUUUAUUUUUGUUUCUAUGCACUUUCUUUCUCCUUCCUUUUUACGUUCUCUUUCUUUUCUUUCUAUCUUUAUUCUUUCUUUCUCUCGUUCAUUUACUUUCUUUUUUUUUUUGUUUUCUUCCUUUUCUUUCUUCUGUUCUUUUCCUUUUUCUUCCUCUUUGUUUUUUUUUCCAUGUCGUUUUUGUUUUCUUUCUUUUUCUCAUUAUUUUACUUUCUUUUUUUUUUCUCUAUCUUCCGUUUUCUUAACUGUCUUCUUUUUUUCCUUUCUUUCUUCGCUUUCUCUUUCUUUCUUUCUUUCUUUCUUUCUUUCUUUCUUUUAUUACUUGUUUCUUUCUUUCUUUCUUUCUUUUCACUCGGCCAUUUUAUCCCAUCUUCUAGCCAUGUUUUGCGUUUUUCCAGCACAAAGAUCAUCGUCCAACAUCCGUUUCUGUUACUAAUUCUGUGUCGUAUCUUCUCUCUUUCUCUCUCUCUCUAUCUCUCUCUAUCUAUCUAUCUCUCUCCUUUCCUUCACUCUACCCGUUCAAUCACUAUAUAUCUUCAGACCUCACGCCACCAAUCACCCCCGCAUUUUUCCUCGCCUAUUUUAUCCCUUCUCUCUUAUGAUUUCAUUCUACUCUCUUUUUUUUCUAAAUCUUUUUUCUUUUCUUCUUUCUUUCUCUCUCCCUCACUCUCCCUCUCUCUCUCACUCUCUCUUUCUCUUCUUCACCAUCUCUCUUUCCCCCCUCUCAUGCUUCCAUAUACGCUCUUUUACUUUUUGAUAUUAUUCCUUUCAAUUAUUCUCAGUAUUCUUUCUUUUCCUUUUUUUUCUUUCUUUCUUUUCCCUUUUCUUUCCUUUCUUUCUUUCUGCUCCAUGUAUUUUCUUUUCUUUCUUUUUUCUUUCUUUCCUUCUUUCUUUCGGUUCCAACUUGUUCUUUUUCCUUUUCUUUUCUUUUUCUGCCUUUCUUUCUUUCUUUAUUUAUUUAUUUAUUUAAUUCUCUUUCUUCUUUUUUUCGUUCUCUUCCAUUUUAGUUUUCUAUUCCAACUAGCUUUUUCUUUUCCUCUUUCGUUCUUUCUUUCUUUUCUUUCUUUCUUUCUUUCUCUCUCUCUCUCUCUCUCUCUCUUUCUUUUUUUCUUUCACGAAAUCUUAAUCUCUUCCCGUUAA
Messenger RNA from Acanthosepion pharaonis, 1494 nucleotides. The record is from the annotation of a GenBank genome assembly. Lineage: Eukaryota; Metazoa; Mollusca; Cephalopoda; Sepiida; Sepiidae.